Messenger RNA from Zymoseptoria tritici IPO323, 1269 nucleotides. It is a transcript of the gene MgCHI2, whose product is annotated as putative Chitinase, class V. Gene Ontology annotation, biological process: chitin catabolic process; carbohydrate metabolic process. The record is from RefSeq and is a predicted model, not a curated record. Gene Ontology annotation, molecular function: chitin binding; chitinase activity. Gene Ontology annotation, cellular component: extracellular region. The transcript is spliced from 4 exons. Lineage: Eukaryota; Fungi; Ascomycota; Dothideomycetes; Mycosphaerellales; Mycosphaerellaceae. Bases 1 to 1269 code for a protein of 422 amino acids.
AUGAGCGGACUUCAGCGAGGCUACAGAUCUGUGGCGUACUACGUCAAUUGGGCGAUCUACGCUCGCAACCAUCCUCCACAGGACAUCCCAGCCUCAAGGCUGACACACGUCAACUAUGCCUUUAUGGGUAUCAACAACAUCACCAGCGAGGUCAUCUUGACCGAUGAAUUCGCCGACGUGCAGAAGAUGUGGCCCGGCGAUGUCGCCACCGACUAUACCAACACCACAAGCUCGCACGACGCCAUGACCCAUGACACGACCAAUGGCACCAGCAAUGAGUUGGAGAUGUUCGGCAGCUUGAAGCAGCUGUACCUGCACAAGAAGCACAACCGCCACCUCAAGACCAUGAUGGUCAUUGGAGGUUGGAGUCUGCGCAAGGCCUUUGCUCCGGCCUUGGCUACGGACAGCGGACGGAAGAACUUUGCGAAGACAACCGUGCAGCUGAUCAAAGACUUGGGCUUCGAUGGUGUCGAGCUCGACUACGAGUACCCAUCCUCCGCCCAGGAAGCCGCCGACCUCGUCUCCGCCUGCCAAGUCAUCCGCGAAGAACUGGACUCCUACUCCCGCAGCCUCAACGGCAACCCGCACUUCCUCCUCGCACUCUCCGUCCCCGCCGGUCCCAUCAACUACGUCCACUUCGACGUGCCCGGCUUCAAACCCUACGUCGACUUCAUUAACCUGAUGGCUUACGACUACCAAGGCUCCGUGUUCUCCAAUUACUCCGGCCACGACGCGAACGUGUUCAAGUCGAUAGACAACCCGCGCAGCACGGACUUUGAAACCGAGGACCCGCUCAUGUAUUAUUUGAACGCGGGUAUGCCGGCGGAGGGCAUCACGAUGGGUAUGCCAUUGUAUGGACGCUCGUUUGCGAACACCUCCGGACCUGGCAUGACUUACACCAACGCCACCGAUGGGUCGUGGGAGCCGGCUGUGUGGGAUUACAAGGCUAUGCCUCAAAACGGCUCCCAAGUCUACACCGACAACACCAUCGUCGCAUCCUGGUGCUACAACAAGGACACCCGCUACAUGGUGUCCUACGACACGCCCGAGAUUGCGGUGCAGAAGACGCACUACAUCGUCGGCAAGGGGUUGGGUGGAGCCAUGUGGUGGGAGACGUCGGGAGAUUUCAAGGUCGAUGAUCAGAGGAGUUUGAUCAGGACGGUGACGACGGAGUUGGGCAACUUUGGAGGGAUGGAGACGAGUAUGAAUGUGUUGGAUUACCCGCAGAGCAAGUAUCGGAAUUUGAGGGAGGGGAUGCCGGGGCAGUAG